Zea mays is the source of this 1783-nucleotide messenger RNA. RefSeq names its product Protein SAR DEFICIENT 1. The transcript has 8 exons. Gene Ontology annotation, biological process: regulation of salicylic acid biosynthetic process. Lineage: Eukaryota; Viridiplantae; Streptophyta; Magnoliopsida; Poales; Poaceae. Gene Ontology annotation, molecular function: calmodulin binding; sequence-specific DNA binding; DNA-binding transcription factor activity. The coding region runs from base 97 to 1557 and encodes 486 amino acids. Gene Ontology annotation, cellular component: nucleus. The record is from RefSeq and is a predicted model, not a curated record.
GAUGGAGCAUAUAAUAAGCUAACGUAAUACUCAUCAGUGCUUCAUUCACCUAGCAAGCUCAGGCGACCUCUCGCUGCUGAGCUAGCUGAGCUGAGGAUGGCGGCAGCGUGGAGGCCGCGUGACAACGAUGACGACGACGAGGACGAUGCGGGCGGCGGAGCCGAUGAUGAUGAUCCGCACAGGAGUGGCCCUAGGCCUACGCAGACCCGUGUUGUAAGAGGAUUUGUGGACCAAGAAAGUAUUCAACAAAUAUUCCACUAUCUGGAACCACUUAUUAGUAGGGUGGUGCGAGAGGAAAUCCAGAACAUCUUUUCGCAUUGUCACAAUGAUCACAUGCCAAUCAGGUCUCUUCCUCUACGCAUCCGAGAGGCACAUGUCUUGCCCCAUCUGAAGCUAGUCUUUGCUAAGCAGCUUAAGCAACCAAUCUUCACAAACAACAAAAUCGUUGAUAUAGCGAACAACCCAAUUGAAAUCCAUCUCAUGGACACGACAACCAACUCUAUGAUCCCACCAGCAGAUACUCACCUUGGACCAUCAUCAGUAGUAAGACUAGAAGUGCUGGUUCUGAACGGUGAUUUUCAGUGUGAGGACCGUGAUGUGUGGACGGCUGACCAGUUUAAUGCAGUGGUUCUGAAGGCUAGAGAAGGGAAGAGACCAUUGCUCGUGGGCUCACUCAAUGUCCCUAUGAACAAUCAUGGAGUGGCUGUGAUUGAUGAUGUGUUCUUUACUGAUAAUUCGAGCUGGAUAAGGUGCCGGAAGUUUCGAAUUGGUGUGCGCAUCAUGCCCGCGGAUCAUCUUGGAUCAAGAGUCAAAGAGGCAGUGAGUGAGAGCUUCACCGUCAGAGAUCAUCGUGGUGAAUCGUACAAAAAACACUAUCCUCCUUUGAUGACUGACAACAUAUGGAGGCUCAAGAACAUUGGAAAAGAUGGACCAAUCGAUAAGAGGUUGCAGUCUGAGGGGAUUAGGAACGUCCAGGACUUCUUGAAGCUUAACACCAUAGAUCCUGAAAAACUCCAAGCUCUCGUCGGCAUGUCAGAUAAGCAAUGGAACACAACGCUGAAUCAUGCAAAAACGUGUGACAUGGGACGGAAAUGUUACACUUUCAAGACUGUAGGGUGUGACAUUACCUUUAACCCCAUAGGAGAGGUCUUACGGGCAAGAAUUGGAGACCAUACAUUUCCUCUGCAAGAACUGCACCCAUAUCAACUGUUCCAUGUGAAGCAACUGGCCGCUCAGGCAUACCAGAUGUGGGAUCAACUGGAAGAAGUACCCAAUGAAAAAUUAUUUGCUGCAAAUAAGAGCUUUGUUCCAAGAAGUAGUUCUGAUCAGGAGCGGACUGAGAGCCAAGCAGAGAGCAUGAUCAGCUCAGGGUCGCAGAAUACUAAGUAUCUUGACUACACAGGAACUGCUACCUCUGGUGCCGCAGCAAUGCCGAACAGCUGCAGCACAUCAGAUUCUAUAGGAGCUGCUCCAGCUGAUGAUGCCAUGCUCUGGAGACCGAGCAUACCACCAGAAUGUAACUUCAGCUGGCAGGACUCAGCAGCUUGUUGGGAUUAAGUGGAUUAACCUUUCAUCGAUGUUGCUUGUUUCCUGUUUCCAAUAAUGGCAUGUUUGAUCCAUAGUACUUAUUGUACUAUUGGGUGAAAUGUUAUGCUUUUGAACAUGCGACUGCUUGCACGCGGUUUUUCAAUUCAAUAAAACUAUGUGAACACAAGGUCGUUGAUAUAUGCCCUUGUAGUUUAGGUUUGUGAUAAAUAAUUAUCAACAGAGUAGCAUCUUCCUA